GUCAUGUGACGGUGGAGCUGCGCGUGAGUCAGAAAACAGUUAGAGACGCUUUAGCAUUGUGCUCUCUGCCUGUUCGGAAGCUGCUCUACAGACGACAGGUCGGACUUCAUGCACCGAACCUACCGGGCUGUAAAAGGAGUAUGCAGUGCAGUUCUAUCAACAACACAAGUCAUCUGAUAAAAAUGGCACUGCAGGUGGGGGUUUUGUGUCUGGCUCUGCUGGGCCUGAGCACAGCCCUGGUCUGUCCUGAUGGAACCGAGUGUGAGGACACCAACACCUGCUGCAUUGACAAAGUGGAACGUUACGAAUGCUGUCCGCUACCACAUGCCGAGUGUUGUUCAGACCACAUCCACUGCUGCGACGAGGGGACCGAAUGUGAUCUGACUCACGACAUAUGUGUGAAUAAGACAGUUUCCCUGCCCUUAAAAAGACGUCUUCCUGCCAAACAGGCCCUGCUCGCCUCUCAGCUCAGCGAGAGAGUGAAGGCAGUCAUUUGUCCGGACCAGGAGUAUGAGUGUCCGGAUCGCACCACUUGCUGCCAGCUCCCCGACGGCUCCUGGGGCUGCUGUCCAUUAGCCAAGGCGGUGUGUUGUGACGAUAAGCGCCACUGUUGCCCUAAGGGAACAACGUGUGAUCUUGUUCACUCAAAGUGUGUCUCUGCCUCAUGGGAGUCCUUCCCCAUGCUGGAGAAACUUCCUGCCAGAAGGAGGGAGAAUAAUAAGCCAGCUUCUGCACCUCCGGCUGUCGGUUCAUUGACGUGUCCUGGUGGGAAAAACCGCUGUCCACACAAUUACACCUGUUGCCUGUUAACCAGUGGAGACUACGGCUGCUGCCCUUACCCAGAGGCGGUGUGCUGCAGCGAUCAUCGCUACUGUUGCCCCAGCAACACAAAAUGUGACCUGGAGCAUGAGAUCUGCCGGUCUGGUGAGACCCGAGUGCCGCUGCUGAAGAAGAUCCCUGCUGUACCCAAAGACAUUGAUUGUCCGGACAACUCGACCUGUCCCGAUCGGUCCACAUGCUGCCAGAUGACCAACGGCUCGUACGGCUGCUGUCCAAUGCCCAAUGCCGUCUGUUGUUCAGACCAAAUCCACUGCUGCGAUGAAGGCACCGAGUGCGACCUGCCCCACGACAUCUGUGUGUCGGCCCACAGAAACACCUCCAUGGCCUUGAAGAUCCCCGCGGUGACAGCAGUGUCAGCACAGAGCAAAGUCGUUUCUGUUCCCUGUAAUGAAUCUGUGGCCUGCGCCGAUGGAAGCACCUGCUGUAAAUCGUCAGGGGGAGAAUGGGCCUGCUGUCCUUUACCUAAGGCCGUGUGCUGUGAGGACCACCUGCACUGCUGCCCCCACGGCACCGUUUGCAACCUGGCAGCCUCCACAUGUGACGAUCCAACGGGCAACGCUGUGAUGCCUUUGCUGGGUAAGAUGCCCGUCUUCCCUUUGCUCACCGACAACAGCAAGUGUGACGAGUCCACAUCGUGUCCCGGAAAAUCCACCUGCUGCAAGACGCCAAGUGGAGACUGGGCCUGCUGUCCUCUGCCUCAGGCCGUGUGCUGUGACGACCACAUCCACUGCUGCCCUCACGCCACAGUCUGCAACCUGGAGGCCGAAACGUGCGACGACCCGUCGGGUUUUUCUCCUCCGCUCCCCUGGACGGAAAAAGUCUCCGCUCUGACCUCAGAGGUUCAGGAUGAGAAAUGCGACAAGCAGACCAUGUGUCCGGGAGGCACCACCUGCUGUAAGAAGAACUCAGGGCAGUGGGCCUGCUGCCCCUUACCUCAGGCUGUUUGCUGUAACGAUCAUGAGCACUGCUGCCCCAAAGGCUACAAGUGCAACGUGGCUGAGCAGACCUGUGACAAGCCCGGAGACCUGAGCCUGCCCUGGCUGCAGAAGGUACCGGCCCUGCAGAAGGAUCCCAGUCCGGCUGUUUCCAGCUCGACUGGGCCGGCCAAGAACAUGUGCGACGCCCAGACCAGCUGCCCCAAGGAUACGACCUGCUGCUUCAUGGUCAACACCCACAAAUGGGGCUGCUGUCCUCUGCCAGAGGCGGUCUGCUGCAAGGACGGAAACCACUGCUGCCCCAGUGGUCACACCUGUGAACCUCACCGGUCCUCCUGCUCAAAGGGCCCCCAUGUUAUUCCCUGGUUCACCAAACUGAGCGCUCUGACUGAACCGGGCGCCGUCGCAGAUGUUAAAUGUGACGACAAAAGCAGCUGCGCCACGGGAACGACCUGCUGUAAACUACCGACCGGAGAGUGGGGCUGCUGCCCCCUGGUCAAGGCGAUUUGUUGUGCGGACCACGAGCACUGCUGUCCUCAGGGCUACACCUGCAACAUGCAGACGGGAACCUGUGAGAAGAAGAACCACGAUGAGCUCACCCUCCCCCUCCCCCAGAUUAAAGUGGUACGGUCCGAGCCGAGAGGCGCAGAGGACGACGCAGACGUGCCGUGUGACAGCACGGGGCAGUUUCACUGCCCCAAGCAGGACACGUGCUGCAAGAUGUCAGCCACGCAGUGGGCCUGCUGCCCCUCACCCGGGGCUGUCUGCUGCUCCGACUCAAAGCACUGCUGCCCUGAGGGAUACUCCUGUGACCUGAAGGCUGGAGGUUGCACCCUGAAAACCCAGCUGACCUGGGACACUUUUUUCGGGGACAAAAAGAAAGACUUUGUCCCCCUGGGACUUUAAUCCCCCUGAGGUGCACUGAUUGUCCUCAAGCUUAAAUCCGUAACAUCCAUGUCCCGCCCAUGUUGCCUGUGGACAGUUUGACAGCUUUUCCCAGGUGUAUUUAGCAGGUUUUUGCACUCGUGAGUAUUUUUGGUUUUCGGUGUGGAGGAUAAAAAAAACGUGUCCUCUGCAGUGAUCUCUGGCAUUUCAAACAUAAUUAAGUUGAAGCACUUUGGAGUCAUGCCAGCCUCCCUGUCACUCAGUAUGCAGGAGUCUUUCAUGUUCUUCAAACGGCAGAAAAUUUGUCACCCUGAUUAAGACGGGAUGAACAUGAAAGGUUGAACCUGCUGCACAGCUUUACAGUGUUUCUCUUAAAGGUUAAGGUUUAUGUUAUUCUACAUUUUUCUUAUUGUCCACAGACUGAAACCAACAGUGUGUUAGUGGCUGCUCUUCCCUCUGUGAGUCUGAGACUCAAGCCCAAGUUUUCUCCCUGAAAAUGCAAGAAAAUAUUAUUAAUGUAUUUAUAAUAUAUUAAUAAUAGUUUUGUUGCAUGUUCACAAAAGUCAUUUACAGAUCAUUUACAGAUCACAGAGCAGAUCUACGAUGUGAGGCAGAAUUUUGUUUAGUUUUUGUAGGAUGUUGACGUCUGUCCAUGAACGAUUUUUCACCGACUACAUCACCUACUUCUUCUCUUAAAAUUGUAGCAACAAACACUUUGUUCAUUGUUGUUAUAAUUAGUGAGAAACUACUUCAGGCUUUCUUGGAAAUGUCUGUUAUUAACAGCUGAGCUCAGCAUUAUGACAUUUCCAAGGAGUUAACUGGAAAAUACAGGACCCAUAAAUUACAGCUUUAUAGAAUAAACUUCUAUAAUUAUUAUUCAGCUGAUGAGCCUGACACUGCUGUGUUUAUAACAGCUGAAGCCCCACGGAGCACAGGGGAGAUUAGGCUUCUUUGUAUGGGAUUUGUUGGCAAUAAGAAAAACACAGAAUAUCUCCAGAGCUGUUACCGCCCUCUGUUUUUGAUUUCAUUGGACGUAUUGGAGGAUUUUCCCAGUUUGAAAGAUAAACAUGAACCUUCGGCCUUAUUUUGGGUCAAAUUUACUAAAAUCCGUGCAUCAUAUUGAAGUUUUUUUUUGUUGCCCUCCACUGGUUGAGGAAGCAGCUUCUCUUUGCUUAUUGCUUCAUGUGCUCGUGUAUAAUCUCCAUAAAGGGCCAAUUUGAUUUAGUCACAUAGCUGUGAAUUUGUUGUAUGUUUUGUAUGUUGAUGUUGAACAGAAAGAAACCACUGAUUCAGUUUAAAUCUCUGGUUUUUUGUCAAACACUUGGUGGAAGUAAACAGAACAGUGACAGCUCACACAGAGAGCUCGUGCCUUCUAUAAUUCCCCUGUAAGAGGUGCCGGUCUGUCAGUAUCAGAUAUAUCAGAUGUUCUGCCUGAGGAAGAUUCAGUCCAUGACUGGAAAAGAACAAACAUGCUUUUUGUUUUGCGUUUUUUGGACAAUUGAGUGUAGAUUUCUCUAAAGGGAGCCGAGAAACAAGAAGCAAGUUCAUCUCAGUGUCACGAGGAAACAAAUUCAGGGUUCGCUCCACGAGCAGAGACCAGAAAACAAAGACACUGAUAUUCUGUCUGACAGUGAAUAAACUUAAAGACCAAUAAGUCCUGUGUGGCCUUUCUUUGCCCUGGAUUUUGCCUUUAUAGCUCCGUGCAGUCUGCUGUACCUUUGGUGGCUGCUGGCCCUGGACGGACCCUGAAGGGAGCGCCUGCAGACACUGCUCAGGGCAGAAAAAGUACUGCACUUCCUUUGCAAUUUUUCUUUUUUUGGUUU
This is a messenger RNA of Toxotes jaculatrix (banded archerfish), 4483 nucleotides long. RefSeq names its product granulin b (gene grnb). Bases 141 to 2681 code for a protein of 846 amino acids. Gene Ontology annotation, cellular component: extracellular region. The record is from RefSeq and is a predicted model, not a curated record. NCBI's taxonomy places the organism in Eukaryota, Metazoa, Chordata, Actinopteri, Toxotidae. The transcript is spliced from 17 exons.